AUGAUUUUCGCGCUUCUAGUAGUGGGCCUGGCCGUGGCCUUGGCUUACAGUUUUUAUUACAACACCUACACCUAUUGGGCACGCAAGGGUGUUCCCCACGAGAAGCCUCUGCCGCUUAUUGGAAACCUCAAGGGAAUCGGAACGAAGUACCACUUCCGGGACAUCAACCAAAAGAUCUACAAUAAGUUCAAGGGCAAGGGCCCCAUAGCCGGAAUGUUCGCAUUUCUGACUCGGACCGCCAUGAUAAUGGACCUGGAUCUUAUUAAGCAAGUGCUGAUCAAGGACUUUAACUACUUCCACGACCGUGGUAUCUUCUCCAAUUCCCGAGACGACCCACUGACGGGUCAUCUUUUGACCCUGGAGGGGGAGGAGUGGAAGGCCAUGAGGCAGAAACUGACACCUGUCUUCAGUUCAGGAAAAAUAAAGCAGAUGUCCGGAGUGAUCAUAGAGGUGGGACAUCGUCUGGCGGAUACCAUGGACAAAGAGGUGACCACUGCUUCUGUGGAGGAGGGUGAUGUGGAGAUUAAGGACUUGUGUGCUCGGUUCACAACCGAUGUGAUUGGAACCUGUGCUUUUGGCCUUGAGUGCAACAGCCUGGGCGAUGUUAAUGCAGAAUUCCGAACCAAAGGACGAGAGAUUUUCGAUAAGCCCCGAAACUCAUUGCUAGUCCACUUCUUAAUUAUGAACAACAGGCUUCUGGCUCAGAAAUUAAGGCUUAAAGUUGUUCGCGAUGACGUCACAGAGUUCUUUAUGUCGGCUGUGAAGAAUACAGUGGAAUACCGCCUCAAAAAUAACAUUAAGAGAAACGACUUCAUGGAUCAGUUGAUUCAACUUCGUGCCGAGGAUCAGGAGGCUGCCAAAAAGGGCGAGGGAAUCGAUUUGUCCAAUGGCUUAACCCUCGAGCAAAUGGCUGCUCAGGCUUUUGUGUUCUUCAUAGCCGGAUUCGAGACCUCCUCGAGCACCAUGGCCUUCUGUUUAUACGAAUUGGCCCUGCACCAGGACAUUCAGGAUCGAGUGAGGGAAGAGAUUGAGACUGUACUCGGAAAGAGUAAUGAGAUUAACUACGAUGCCAUAUCCGAUAUGACUUACCUGGAACAAGUCAUAGCUGAAACCCUUCGAAAACAUCCUAUUCUUCCGCACGUGGGAAGGGAAGCCAAACAGGACUACAAAGUCCCCAACACAGACAUUGUCAUUGAAAAAGGCACCUCCGCUUUAAUACCUAUCCAAUGUAUCCACCACGAUCCUGAAAUAUAUCCCAAACCCCAGGAGUUCGAUCCCAGUCGGUUCGACCCUGAGGCUGUCAGGUCCCGCCACCCGAUGGCCUAUCUGCCCUUCGGCGAAGGACCUCGGAACUGCAUUGGACUGCGGUUUGGAAAGAUACAGUCCAAGAUUGGAUUGGUGUCCUUGUUGCGGAAGUUUAAGUUUAGCCCUUCGAAGCGCACAGAAAUCCCCUUGAUAUUUGGAAAUAGGAGCUUCACUUUAAAUACAAAAUACGGUUUGCAUCUAAAAGUGGAGAGGGUUUAA
Messenger RNA from Drosophila bipectinata, 1524 nucleotides. Its product is annotated as probable cytochrome P450 6a14. The record is from RefSeq and is a predicted model, not a curated record. Lineage: Eukaryota; Metazoa; Arthropoda; Insecta; Diptera; Drosophilidae. Gene Ontology annotation, molecular function: oxidoreductase activity, acting on paired donors, with incorporation or reduction of molecular oxygen; heme binding; monooxygenase activity.